Messenger RNA from Aureobasidium namibiae CBS 147.97, 495 nucleotides. RefSeq lists its product as uncharacterized. The record is from RefSeq and is a predicted model, not a curated record. Lineage: Eukaryota; Fungi; Ascomycota; Dothideomycetes; Dothideales; Saccotheciaceae. Bases 1 to 495 code for a protein of 164 amino acids. The transcript is spliced from 3 exons.
AUGUUCGUCCUCAAAUUCUUCGGGCUCGUCGCUGCUAUGGCAGUUGUCGUCAAUGCUGCACCCGUGGAUGACCCACAUCCCAUUCAUCAACUGACACCCGAAGAGGAAGCUGCACAGGAAGCUGCUUUUGCAGCCAUGAGCUUGGAGCAAAGACUGGUGUAUCACUCUGAGCACAAGGUCUACAAACCCGAGGGGACAGUCAAGUGUCUUAAGGAGUGCAUCGGAGACGCUCCUGGUUAUCCUAUCCAUACCGCUACCUAUGGAGAGGUGUGCAAGAACGACAAGACUCAGUCGGACCUGAUAGUUUGGCUGCGCGAAAAGGUUCGUCCUUGCAUCGAGACCAAGAGGUAUGCAGGAGACUCGGACCGUCUCUCAGAAGACAACACACCGUGUAAUUCGGCCUUCAGCUUUUUCGAAAGCAGAAUCGACGACAUGUGCGCAUACAUACAACAAGAGCUCAGCCACACCCAGCGUGAAGAUACUUGGGAAGAGUGA